AUGUUAAAUAUAUUUAAAUCAACUCGAAAAACUCACCCAAUUUUAAAAAUUAUCAAUCAUUCAUUAAUUGACUUACCUUCACCAUCUAAUAUUUCAAUAUGAUGAAAUUUUGGUUCUUUACUUGCUUUAUGUUUAAUAACUCAAAUUUUAACAGGAUUAUUUUUAACAAUAUAUUAUACUGCUAAUAUUGAUAUAGCGUUUUAUAGAGUAAAUUAUAUUUGUCGAAAUGUAAAUUAUGGAUGAUUGAUUCGAACUUUUCAUGCUAAUGGAGCAUCUUUUUUCUUUAUCUGUAUUUAUAUUCAUAUUGGACGAGGAAUUUAUUAUGAAUCUUUUAAUUUAAAAAUAACAUGAUUUAUAGGAAUUAUUAUUUUAUUAAUAUUAAUAGCAACAGCAUUUAUAGGUUAUGUUUUACCUUGAGGACAAAUAUCAUUUUGAGGUGCAACAGUAAUUACUAAUCUUUUAUCGGCAAUCCCUUAUUUAGGUAAUAUAUUAGUAAAUUGAAUUUGAGGGGGAUUUGCAGUAGAUAAUGCUACUUUAACUCGAUUUUAUACAUUUCAUUUUUUAUUACCUUUUAUUAUUCUUAUAUUAACUAUAAUCCAUUUAUUAUUUUUACAUCAAACAGGAUCAAAUAAUCCUUUAGGAUUAAAUAGUAAUUUAGACAAAAUUCCUUUUCAUCCAUUUUUUACUUUCAAAGAUUUAAUUGGAUUCAUUAUUAUAAUUUUUCUACUAACAAUAUUAACCUUAAUUAAUCCUUAUUUAUUAGGAGAUCCAGAUAACUUUAUUCCUGCUAAUCCUUUAGUCACACCUAUUCAUAUUCAACCUGAAUGAUAUUUCCUCUUUGCUUAUGCAAUUUUACGAUCCAUUCCUAAUAAAUUAGGUGGUGUAAUUGCUUUAUUAAUAUCAAUUUUAAUUUUAAUUAUUUUACCUUUAACAUUUAAUAAAAAAAUUCAAGGUUUACAAUUUUAUCCAUUAAAUCAAUUAUUAUUUUGAAUAUUUAUUAAUUUAGUUAUUUUAUUAACUUGAAUUGGGGCACGGCCUGUAGAAAUUCCUUAUAUUAUAACAGGCCAAAUUUUAACAAUCUUAUACUUUAGAUAUUUUAUUAUUAAUCCAUUAUUAAGAAAAUAUUGAGAUAAAUUAAUUUUUAAUCAUAAUUAA
Manduca sexta (tobacco hornworm) is the source of this 1155-nucleotide messenger RNA. The record is from the annotation of a RefSeq genome assembly. NCBI's taxonomy places the organism in Eukaryota, Metazoa, Arthropoda, Insecta, Lepidoptera, Sphingidae.